This is a messenger RNA of Acanthisitta chloris (rifleman), 983 nucleotides long. RefSeq names its product CD58 molecule (gene CD58). The transcript is spliced from 8 exons. Lineage: Eukaryota; Metazoa; Chordata; Aves; Passeriformes; Acanthisittidae. The record is from RefSeq and is a predicted model, not a curated record. The annotation marks the transcript as partial.
CACACAUCCACUGUGAGGAAGUGUUUGGCGUCAUCGGAGAAAAUUUUAGUUUUCCAGUAAAAAUAAACCAAAGAAUAGAGGAAAUGACUUGGAAGAAAAACAAGGAUAAAGUAGCUGAAUGGGAAAGGCAAAAAAACACGACAUAUUAUCUUUCUCUCCGUGGCAGAAGCUUGCUUAAGGACAAUGGAUGUUUGACUAUAUUGAACUUGGAAAAGAGUGAUAUUGGCACAUAUGAGUUACACCACAGGGAUGCUAAGCAAGAUCAUUAUUUAACCUUCAUACUUGAUGUGUUAGAUCCCCCUUCGGAACCUGAAAUAAGUUGCAGCAUCAGUGGUGAUAACUUUGUGUUAAAAUGUACAGCAGAUUUCCAGAGGCCUCUGAAUUAUGCUUGGAAGUUCAGUAACAAGAAAGAAAGUCUUCAGACCCAAGAGAUUUACAUCCUUAAGGAGAAUGUUGAUAGUACCCAGAGAGUUACGUGCUUUGUUAAAUUCUCACAAACAGAAAAGAGCUCUGAAAUCUCUUUGGCUCAAUGUUUUCCAGGUGAAAAAGGAUACAGCGUUCAAAAAAGAAACAGAGGUGCUCUUAUUGCAGUUCUUGUCGCCUUCAUUGUAAUUGUAAUCCUGUUUCUCCUAUUCAAAUAUGACAGAGAAUUGAACAAGGAGGAUAGUGCCCUGAAGGACAAGGAGACAGCUAACGGUGGUGUAAAUGAGGAAGAAUCUUCUGCCAUGCAGAACAGCACCCUGACAUCCAACUGUGCAGUUGACCACGAUGUAACUGAGGGAGACACCUUUGAGAAGGAGAACAGCAGCUUGCAAGAAACCAAGCAUGCAGAUGACAGUGGCAUAAAUGAAGGAGAAGUGACCCAGGAUGCAAAAGGUGGAAAUGGGGAGUAUGUGAACAACUAUUCCAGCCGCAGUAGAGAAGCCCAGUCUGCUAGUAUAUUGACUGUUUGUCCACAACUUGGUGUCAAUCUGCGAACUUGA